GUCCCAUUUGACAUUGAAUCAUGGCAAGAUCCUGCGACAUCUGUAAAGAGGACGUGUCAGUUUUCCCAAAUCUGAUCAUUCCCUGCGACAGUUGCCAAAAACGUUACCAUGGAGACUGUCACAAACCAUUUAUUCCAUUUUCACGGAUUUGCCAAAAGGAGAGGUGGAGUUGCCAGAUCUGCAGGACCCGAAAGGUGGAACAGACGAGCCGACAAAGAUCUACACUCAAAUUACAACCAGUAUCGAAUGGAUUACAUCGCCAUGAAAACAUAUCUGUUCACCAAAGACAUGUCUCAAAAGGAACAAAUAUAAAUCAUCGUGAUCAGAAUACUCAAUCUAGUAGCAUGCUUAACUGCCUUGAGCGUCACACCGUUAAUCAAAGGAGCAAUGAGACUGACUCAGAGUUGUCAUGUACCAGUGUGACUAUUAAUACAACAAUGCAAGCAGAUAAGCACAAGAGUACAGGUAUUUCAAAUAAAUGUAUUACUGAUGUAUUACUCAAUGAAAAUUCAAUAUUGAAUAGUUCAUGUGAUAUAUAUAAAAUUAAUGAUGGCAGUAUGACCUCACAUAUCCAAGGGAGUGGAGUAAAGGAGGAAAAAUCCCAUGGUGCAGAGAAGACUAGAGUCAGUGAUAACACAAAUAGAGGAACUGUUUAUACACAAUGUGAUAAAGGUAUUAUAAAGGAUGUUAAAGGGGAUGCUGAUGGAAUCUUACCCGCUGGAAAUGUCAUCGCAAAAACUAUAGUACACUUAGAAGAGCAGAAAUUAGAAAAACAACCGACUGAUGUUGUCAGUAUGUCGGAGAAUUUAUGUGUAGUUAUGGAAAAACCUAGCAUGAAGAAAACUAAAUCUAAAACUCUAAUUAACACCAAGGCAAUAGAAAACUUAGAUCAAGGUCGAGUGUCAGAAGGGAGCAGUCUUGAGACAGGAUCUGUUUUUAAUAUUUCUGAGAGGGGAGACAUUGAUGUGACAGUAACUGAUCAAAGUAUAUCUGGGAAAAAGAGACACAUUGAUGAAGCAAUAUCAGAUGAGAAGAGACACAUUGCUGAGAAAUACUCUGAAGGGAAGAGACAUAUAGAUGGGACAAUAUCUGAAAAGAGACAAUUUAAUGAGAAAAUAUCUGAGGGGAAGAGACACAUUGAUGGGACAAUAUCUUAUCAACAUAUAACUGAAGGGAAGAGACACAUUGAUGAGACAAUACCGAAAGGGAAGAGACACAUUGAUGAGACAACAUCUGAUGGGAGGAGACACAUUGCUGGGACAAUAUCUUAUCAAAAUAUAUCUGAAGGGAAAGGACACAUUGAUGAAGCAAUAUCUGAGGGAAAGAGACACAACAAUGAUUCAGCAUCAGAGAAGAGAUAUAUCGAUCAAACAUCUAAUCAGAAGAUAGUUGAAAGGAAAAGAUAUGACAAUCAAACAAAUCAGAAGGUAUUUGAAAGGAGAAGACAAAGCGUUGAAGUUGUUUAUCCUCAGAAGGUAUCAAAACAAAGAAGACACAGUGUUGGAACCAUACGCGAUCAGCAGAUAUCUGAAAAAAGAUGCCUCAAUGAUACAAUAUAUGAUCGCAUCAAGAAUAAGAAAAGA
This is a messenger RNA of Owenia fusiformis, 1583 nucleotides long. The record is from the annotation of a GenBank genome assembly. NCBI's taxonomy places the organism in Eukaryota, Metazoa, Annelida, Polychaeta, Sabellida, Oweniidae.